AUGGCGGGCCCGCGGGGCGCGCUGCUGGCCUGGUGCCGCCGGCAGGUCGAGGGCUACUGCGGGGUGGACGUGCGCGACCUCAGCGGCUCCUUCCGGGACGGCCUGGCCUUCUGCGCCAUCCUGCACCGGCACCGGCCCGACCUGCUGGAUUUUGACUCGCUUUCCAAGGACAAUGUCUUUGAGAAUAAUCGAUUGGCCUUUGAAGUGGCUGAGAAGGAGUUGGGGAUCCCUGCCCUCCUGGACCCCAGCGACAUGGUGUCCAUGCGUGUCCCCGACUGUCUCAGCAUCAUGACCUACGUGUCCCAGUACUACAACCACUUCUCGGGGGCCGGUCACGCAGGCGUGUCGCCCCCCGAAAAGGGUCUGGCACCCUCCUCCCCACCCUCUGAAGUGCCUAGUCCAGCAGAGCCGGUGGCUGCAACUCAGGACGCCGAGCUCUCCGCGGGCGCCCAGCGGCCUCCCAGCAGCACCUGCGCGGCCUGCGGCCAGCACGUCCACCUGGUGCAGCGUCACCUGGCCGAGGGCAAGCUCUACCACAGGCACUGCUUCCGGUGUCGCCACUGUGCCAGCACCCUGCUGCCAGGGGCUUACCAGAGUGGACCGGAAGAUGGCACCUUUGUCUGUGCCAAGCAGUGCACCAGGUUGGGCCCUGGAGCUCGAUCAGGGGCCAAGCCCGGGCUCCCCUCUCAGCCAAACCAGCAGCCAGAGGCCAAAGCCAAGGAUACAGAGGGAGUUGACCCGGACCCCGAUGCAGAUGCCAGGCUUGAGGUGGACACCCCCAAGACUGGUCCCUAUGCCCGGCCCCAAGUCCCUGCCAAGCCCCAGCUGGCGAGCAAACCCCAGGAACUGACCAGUCCCCCAGCCAGCCGCCCCACACCGGCCCCCCGGAAAGUCUCAGAGAACACAGCGCUCACUCCUCCCACACCUCGACCCCGCUCCAGCCUGUCGCAGGAAAGCACCGAGCCGGGGGGCAAUAGCCUUGUGAAUGGAAGGCUGCAUGAGCCCCCAGUCCCCAAGCCCAGAGGAACACCCAGGCUGUCCGAGAGGACACCAGCCUGCAGGAAGGACCCCCCGUGGAUGGCGCUCGUGCAGGCUGAGCCAAAGAAGAAGCCGGCCCCGCUGCCCCCCGGCAGCCCUGGGCCCCCCAGGCGGGCAGAUGGUGGGGGCCAGGACGAGGGGGUUGCCCAGCAGAGCCCUGCAGCUGCCGCCCCUGAGCCCAAGCCCUAUAACCCCUUCGAGGAAGAGGAGGAGGAAGAGGAGGAGCCCCCCGCAGCCCCCAGCCCAGCCGCCAUGUCAGCCUUGGCUCCCCCGGAAUCGACCUCCAAGUCCCUGCAUCCCUGGUAUGGAAUCACCCCCACCAGUAGUCCCAAGACAAAGAAGCGCCCCGCACCCCGAGCACCCAGCGCGUCCCCACUUGCCCUCCAUGCCGCCCGCCUCUCUCACUCAGAGCCCCCCUCGGCUGCCCCAUCACCCGCCCCGAGUGUGGAAAGUCUGUCAUCAGAGGGGUCAAGCCGUCCAGGCCCCGGGGAGCUGCUAGUGCCCCCCACGGUGCCCAAGAGCUCCUCGGAGCCUGCAGUCCACGCGCCUGGCCUUCCCGCCACUUCUGCUGGCCUCUCGGCCAAUUCCUCCUCAUCUUCCUCUGCCGAGCUGCUGGAGUCCCGUGGGGAGCGGACCCCCCAGGCCAGCCCUGCCCUGGCUCACAGUGGCCGGAGCAGCCCCCGACCCCCACCAGCCAAGCCCACCCCCGUCUCAGUGGAAGCCCGCAGCCCAGCACCCUCUCCCGGAACCUCGUCUCCACAGCUCCAGAUAAAAUCUUCCUGCAAGGAGAAUCCUUUUAACCGGAAGGCAUCGCCCACAGCAUCCCCGGCCACCAGGAAGGCCACCAAGGGGCCCAAGCCAGCUAGACCCCCUGCACCCGGACACGGCUUCCCGCUCAUCAAGCGCAAGGUGCAGGCUGACCAGUACAUCCCCGAGGAGGACAUCCACGGCGAGAUGGACUCCAUCGAGCGCCAGCUGGACGCCCUGGAGCACCGCGGGGUGGUGCUGGAGGAGAGGCUUCGUGGAGGGAUGAACGAGGGCCGUGAGGAUGACUUGCUCGUGGACUGGUUCAAGCUCAUCCAUGAGAAGCACCUGCUGGUCCGCCGGGAGUCGGAGCUCAUCUACAUCUUCAAGCAGCAAAACCUGGAACAACACCAGGCGGAUGUGGAGUAUGAGCUUCGCUGCCUCCUCAACAAACCAGAAAAGGACUGGACAGAUGAGGACCGGGGCCGGGAGAAGGAGUUGAUGAAGGAGCUGGUCACUCUCAUCGAACAACGCAACGCCAUUGUUAACUGCUUGGAUGAGGACCGGCAGAGGGAGGAGGAGGAAGACAAGAUGCUGGAGGCCAUGAUCAGGAAGAAAGAGUUCCAGAAGGAGGCAGAACCCGAGGGCAAGAAGAAGGGCAAAUUCAAGACCAUGAAGGUGCUGAAGCUUCUGGGGAACAAGCGUGAGACCAAGAGCAAGUGCCCGGGGGACAGAAGCUGACACAGCCCGGGAGCCCCCAGCCUGUGACUUAGCGCCUAUGGCUACUCCCUAGGGGCACCCCACUUCCUGGGGAGUGCCUUCGUGAGGAACUGACAUAAGGGGGCUCUCCGCAAGCCUUGAGUCGGAACAUCCCUGCUGGGGUGUUCCCUCAGUUCUGAGCUGUGGAUGGGGCUCUUGGAUGUCAAGAGCGGCUCAUGGGGAGAAAGGGGCAGUAGUGGUCCCCUUGUCUAGGAGGGAUGUGCAGCUGUUACACUGGUGUGGGCACCCCGCUCUGCGCAGGCCAGCAGGUGGGCGGGAGCCAGAGGGGCUUCCUGUCUCCCAUGUUCAGUGCGUGGCCACUCUGGGCUUGGGGUGUCCCGUGAGGCCUCCUCAAGGCCCCUCGUCAGUGGCCUCUCUCUCCAGCUCUGCG
Suncus etruscus (white-toothed pygmy shrew) is the source of this 2932-nucleotide messenger RNA. RefSeq names its product MICAL like 1 (gene MICALL1). Gene Ontology annotation, molecular function: protein binding. The record is from RefSeq and is a predicted model, not a curated record. Lineage: Eukaryota; Metazoa; Chordata; Mammalia; Eulipotyphla; Soricidae. The coding region runs from base 1 to 2523 and encodes 840 amino acids. The transcript has 16 exons.